This is a messenger RNA of Suillus plorans, 811 nucleotides long. RefSeq lists its product as uncharacterized. The record is from RefSeq and is a predicted model, not a curated record. The coding region runs from base 111 to 692 and encodes 193 amino acids. The transcript is spliced from 2 exons. Lineage: Eukaryota; Fungi; Basidiomycota; Agaricomycetes; Boletales; Suillaceae.
CUGGAUCCCAACUCAUGCCGUCAUAUAUAAUCAGAGGUAACCCUCAUACACAGCUUGCUGCUCUUGUCAGAUUACCAUCACUAUCUAGACCCCCAUUCUAGAUUUCUACCAUGUCCCCAUUACACGAUGCAGCACACUCUAUGAGCGGCCUCCUAGUUGCUUCAUCACAUCCAGUCACGACCCUUGUUUAUUCCCCUCCGUAUGAUGUGCGCGGGAGGCAGCAACAAUUCAUCGAAACCGCGCAGCAGAGGAAGGACCGGGUCGAGUUUUCGAAAAAGAAAGAGUGGGCGCGUCACGUUGCUGAGUGGAUUCGAGCAAUUGGUGCCCGACAGAAUAUGACCUUUGGCUGUUCUGGUAGGCUUGCAGCAUCAUCACCGAUGCCAGAGAAUGGCGAUAUCACCCACUUGACUACUUCUGCGUCGUCCCUCUCUCUAUCAUCGAGCGAGGAAGAGGAAGAAUCAUACAUCAUUUAUAGUUCAUCUCCAUCAUCUUCCAUGUCGUCCUUAUCCAGCGACUUGUCUAUUUCUUCAGUCUCCUCCUCGUACCCAUCAAACAUUAUCUACCCACUGUCAAGCUCUAUACCCCAUCCCCCCAAGCGCAUCCACUACCAUCGUAGGAGUAACGCGAGUCUCAUGACUCCACGUCGCCGACCUUCAUUGUCCAGUAUUCACGAAGUUCCGGAAGAAGACUGAUUUGCAUCUGAAUAGUUGAACUUAUCGGGAGGAAGUGUUCAAGCUGAGAACAAACUAGUGCCAUGUAUCCCUUCUCAAGAUUUUCGUGAUAUUACGACGAUCUUGCUGCCCUCUGCUCC